Lotus japonicus is the source of this 312-nucleotide messenger RNA. RefSeq lists its product as uncharacterized. Bases 1 to 312 code for a protein of 103 amino acids. The record is from RefSeq and is a predicted model, not a curated record. NCBI's taxonomy places the organism in Eukaryota, Viridiplantae, Streptophyta, Magnoliopsida, Fabales, Fabaceae. The transcript has a single exon. Gene Ontology annotation, molecular function: RNA-DNA hybrid ribonuclease activity; nucleic acid binding.
AUGGCUUGGGAUAGGGGAUAUCGGGUUGUGGAGUGUCAAUCAGAUUCCAUGAACGCUGUGCGGUUGAUUGAGUCUACCCCGCCGUCGGGGCAUGUGUUUGCUUCGCUUGUUUGGGAUAUCAAGGAUCUUUUGAGUCGGCCGUGGGAGGUGUUGCUUAAGCACACCUUGCGGGAAGGGAAUGCUUGUGCGGACUUUCUGACUAAGCACGGAGCGGAUCAACAAGGAGACCUGGUGGUGGUUGAGGAGCCUCCUCAGGAUAUAGCUUUGCUUCUCUUAGCGGAUGCCUCGGGGGUCGCCUCUAUGAGGCCCUAG